This is a messenger RNA of Cynara cardunculus var. scolymus (artichoke), 1853 nucleotides long. RefSeq lists its product as uncharacterized. Lineage: Eukaryota; Viridiplantae; Streptophyta; Magnoliopsida; Asterales; Asteraceae. Bases 203 to 1552 code for a protein of 449 amino acids. Gene Ontology annotation, cellular component: piccolo histone acetyltransferase complex. Gene Ontology annotation, biological process: regulation of transcription by RNA polymerase II. The transcript is spliced from 13 exons. The record is from RefSeq and is a predicted model, not a curated record.
GGGUCAAUCGUUCAACCAAACUCUCAGGCAACUGAACCGGAAGGCCACGACGACGGACGACGAAAAUUGAAAAGAGCCCUCGAACCACCACCAGCCACCGGAAAUUGGCACUUCUUCUGACCGGAGUCGAAGUCUCCGUGAAGUGAAAGCAGAGAACUGAGGAAGCAGAUAGUUGAUAUUAAUUUGGAGAUGGGCUGCUGAUAUGAGUAGACUUUCGUUUAGGCCACGUCCUCUAGAUUUUCACAAGAAGUUACCUAUAUUGAAAUCGAUCAAAGAUUUUGAAGAUGACGAUACUCCAACUUCUACCCGGACUAAGAUGCUUCGUCUUGUGGCUGAAGCUGAUAACGAGACACAGGUACAUCAAGUUGCUAGUAAGAAAACGGUUUCUGAGAUACCUACUCCUGAAUAUGUUAUUGUGGAUACAUAUGAAAGAGAUUACUCCCCCACUUUCAAUCAACCGACAUCUUAUCUUCGUGCAAGGGGAGUGCGGGCUGAGAUUGGAGAGUUUGUUGAGUAUGAUCUCGACAAUGAGGAUGAAGAUUGGCUUGAGGAGUUCAACAGGGAAAGAAAGAUUCUUCCAGCUGAAAUGUUUGAAACUAUUUUCUUUAAGUUGGAGGUAUUAGAUCAUAAAACUCGAGAAAGAGCAGGAGUUAUAACUCCUACACUUGGCGCACCUAUACCUGUACUUUUGACAUUUGAUGCUGCCGCUGAGGCACUUCAAGCUCUGAACGUAAAAUAUGGAGUGUUCCAAUCCAUCUACAAUUACUGGAAAGAAAAGCGGGAAAGAUGGCAAAAACCUGUUUUGCGCCGUUUGCAGCCUCCUCCACCAGUCAACGAUACCAAUCCAUACAAUGUAUUUAGACCAAGGGAAAAAGCUCACAGACUUCACACGAGAAGAAUGCAAAGACGGGAAAACAAUGUGCAGUCAUUUGAAAAGCUUCGUCAAGUUAGACGCAACCUUGAGCAAGCGAAGAACUUGCUCGAUGCUCUAAUCAAGAGAGAAGAGAAAAAGAGAGAAGUCAUCGAGAGUGAAGUCACCCUUCAAAGGAUCCAAAUGAAGUACAAGAAUGAAUCAGAGCUUCUUGAAGACAGUUUAGCCCUACCAGGACUGCCAUCUUUCUUGUCCAAGUUUGCUUCAAGCGAGGACGAAUUUGUAGAUUCAGAUGAUAUCCAACACAAUCGUGUAGCUCCUCAGCCUUAUACUGUACAGAAUCAGGCUUUGAUGGACUCGAGAUUCGUAAUGCCCUCUGGGGGUGGCGUGAAACGAGAGUUCAGACGUCGGCCUCUCCCAUAUACUUGGCUCCAUAAAUUGGACCCACUUGAGCCGGUACUACUUUUCACGAAGCCUCUGGAUGCAGCAAAGUUGGCCGCUGCAGGGAUUGUACCACCAACCGCUAGUGCGACAUCAUCACGCUCGUAUAACUCUCAUGGUAGGAUUGGUAGAGGUGGAAGAAUAAUAUUCGAUAGGUGGAAUCCGCUUAUGCAUACCCCAAUCGACUCUGGUGAUUCUCUAUACAUACCUCCUAAACCUCGACCACCAACACAUAAUUGAUCGUCUUUGCCGCCUCUUGCGGCCGCCACCUGCCGCUGCCGCCACCUUGCUGAUUAGAUAGCGAAUGAGGAUGAGAAUUUAUAUACCAUUCAUGUUGGAUCAUAGAACACUAACAGUGGUCAAGGGAUCAUUUGUGGUAUUCAUCUAACAUUUGAAAUGAAUUGUGUAUAUAAAGUGUUGUUUCUAAAAAGUAGCUAGUUAUUAGGAAAUUUAAGGGUCAUUUGGUUGAUUUUCAUUAAGUCAUGUAUGGAUAAAGUUGUUUGUACUCUGUAUGGAUUAGUCUGUCUCUAUAAAUUGAGAA